Messenger RNA from Morus notabilis, 1542 nucleotides. Its product is annotated as F-box/LRR-repeat protein At3g58900. Gene Ontology annotation, molecular function: protein binding. The record is from RefSeq and is a predicted model, not a curated record. The transcript has 5 exons. NCBI's taxonomy places the organism in Eukaryota, Viridiplantae, Streptophyta, Magnoliopsida, Rosales, Moraceae. The coding region runs from base 124 to 1542 and encodes 472 amino acids.
UUCAAACUGCUUAUUUUUGCUCUGUUUCUAAAAAUCUUUAGCACUUGACAGAGGAAAGGUUUGCCAAUUUCUCGGGGAUAGCUUCUUCUCAGUGCUCCCAAGAACAAGAAAACCUGUGCCGAGAUGGAAAUCCUGUCCAAGUGUCAUAGGACGUGCAAUAACAUGGACAAAUUCAGCAGUCUUCCGGACCACAUUGUCCACAAAAUCACUUCAUAUCUUUCCUUGAAAGACAUUUCUCGACUGAGUGUUGUUUCGAGACGAUGCAGACAAGUCUGCAUAUCAUCGCCGUUCUUGGUUUUCGAUCUCAUUCCAUACAGCAACAAUCAGCCAAAACGAGUCCGUCUCAUCAACUACAUCGACAGGCUCUUGUUUCUCCGUAAUGGGAAGAAUAUCGAGUGGUGUUACAUCUCAUGGUGUAUGCAAAGCAGCCUUGUCAAUGAAGAGGAGUACCGCAUUCUCUCGUGGUUGCACAAUGCCGUCGCGUGUAAUGCCAAGAUGCUUAAUCUUCAGCUCAACCUCAGGAGGGAAUCCUAUUUCGCAUUGCCUACUAGUCUUCUCUCUAGUACAUCGUUGACGGCUCUUGAAGUGAAUCUACACAAUGGUGCCAUUCUCAAAAUUCCAUCUUCGUCUACUGCAAUUACUAGCCUUAAGUACUUAACUCUGAAUUCUCUCCGAAUCGACAAGUCCUUCGGGGAUUGGGUUUUAUCAUGCUGCAAAUCCCUUAUGGUUUUGUCCCUUGUGAAAAUAGACGGCACAAAGAGCAUCAACAUCACUAGUUCUUCUCUAAAAGCUUUAAUGGUUGUGUGUCCCCGUAACCUCUUCAAUCUUCAAGUGUGCGCGGAAACACUCGAAAGCAUGAUUUUACACUGGACAUUUUCUAACCCUGACAACAGAGUGCUGCAACUUUCUGCUCCGAAGCUUGGUACUUUUGUAUGGAAUGGAAAAAUAUCGGAAGUCCAACUUGAGGCCAACUUCAUGUGUUUGAACUUCGCUGGGAUUUUGGUAACUCCCUCGAGUUCUACUGAUCAGAACCUAGUUCAUCUUCUUCGUGCUCUUCGUAAAGUUAGAGAUCUACACAUUAGUUAUAAUUGUCUGCAGGGUGGUUUGCCAAUUUUGUUCACAUCUAUGUCAACAAUAGUUAUAUACAAUGUCGGAGAUGCUUGGGAUGACUUACUGCCAACUAUAAUAUCCCUUUUCGAAGCAGCACCGAAUUUGAUUUGUCUUUCUGUAAAGAAUAAAUGUUUUCCAUUUCAAUACCCUCACAAUUUUCCAUCUAAAGAGGAAUCGGAUUGUGGUAGAAGCAUGCUAUGUUCAGAAUCGGAAAACAUCCCGUUUAUGCAUAAUUUGAGAUUUGUGAGAAUCGAGCUCGCUCUUCGACGGUGGAACGUACUGGAACUGAUAAAGUAUUUGCUCAAGAAUACAAAAAAUUUGCAGAAGAUGACAAUCAUUUGUGACCCUCUAUCUUUUUCAGAUGUCCGGAGAGAGAUAAGUGGAUAUGAGAAGGCUUCUUCUGAGGCAGAAGUGGAAUUUUACUCGUUAUGA